CCGGGAAUCCGACGUGGAAGUCGCUGGCUGACCAGGCUUGCGAGCGAACCGCCUCGGAGCCUCAGCCGCAGCCAACGCGAGCGGAGGUGGCGGCGCCGAGGCGCGGACGGUGGUCGCUGCCGAGCCUGUCUCUGAGGAUCGGCGAGGGCAGACACGCGGUUCACCAUGGGCGGCUUUUUCUCAAGUAUUUUUUCCAGUCUGUUUGGAACCCGGGAAAUGAGGAUUUUAAUUUUGGGAUUAGAUGGAGCAGGAAAAACCACAAUUUUGUACAGAUUACAAGUUGGAGAAGUCGUUACUACUAUUCCUACCAUAGGAUUUAAUGUAGAGACGGUGACAUACAAAAAUCUUAAAUUCCAAGUCUGGGAUUUAGGAGGACAGACAAGUAUCAGGCCAUACUGGAGAUGUUAUUAUUCAAACACAGAUGCAGUCAUUUACGUAGUAGACAGUUGUGACCGAGACCGAAUUGGCAUUUCUAAGUCAGAGUUAGUUGCCAUGUUAGAGGAAGAAGAGCUGAGAAAAGCCAUUUUAGUGGUGUUUGCAAAUAAGCAGGACAUGGAACAGGCCAUGACUCCUUCAGAGAUGGCAAAUUCACUUGGAUUACCUGCCUUGAAGGACCGAAAAUGGCAAAUAUUCAAAACGUCAGCAACCAAAGGCACAGGCCUUGAUGAGGCAAUGGAAUGGUUAGUUGAAACAUUAAAAAGCAGACAGUAAUUCAAUCACUUCAGCUCCUGUGAAAUGAAAGCUACAUCACUUAUCCCUUUAGAAACAGGUGUGUUUCAUACUACUAAAUGUUAAAACUGUAUGAUCGUUGGCAUAUACUGAACUGACUGCAACGUUUGUAAUAAAUAUAAAAAAUAAGUAUUUGGUUGGAGGGGGUAACUUGGUUGAAUUACCUGAAUGUUCUGUGUAACUUAAAAUAUUUCUUCCUUGCUUUCUUGUAUUGAGGUAUCUAUUCUAUUUGUAUGGAAUUCUUAUUCAAAUAUAGUCCUAUUAAAGAAUGCACACUCAUUGGGGAAAAAAUAUCUCCUAUUUUUGAAUUGGUAAUUGCAGCUUGUUUGUAUUAACACUAACAAAUAAUUUAGAAUUUUUCCCCUUAAAAUGAAUUGUCUUUCCAAAGAUUACACUCAAUAGAGUAGUCUUAGGAACAUGUGCAUGUGAUAGUCUUCAUUUGCUUAACUGACCUCUUUAUAUUAAGCUGUUUCAUUUAGAAGCUUUUGGUUAUAGGCAUGAACAUUACUUUGGUGGCUGUAUUAGUCCAUUUCUGUUGCUUAUAACAAAAUAUGUGGAACUGGGUGAUUUAUAAAGAAGAUUAAAUUUAUUGCUUACAGUUUCUUAGGCUGGGAUGUCUAAAGUCCAGGGAACACAUCUGGUGAGAGCCUUGGCGGUGGAAACAGUGAUGGCAGAGUAUCACAUUGCGAAAAUGGUGCAGCAGAUUGCAGAGAGUCUCCUCUCUUCUUUUAAAGCUCUCAGAAACACACCCCUGACCACCCUUUUUAAUCCAUUCACUACUGCAUGGUCCUACAAUCUAAGCACCUCUUCAAGGCUCUACCUUUCAAUUACCAUAGUAGGAUUUCCCACCCUUUUAACAGUCACAGUGGGGACCAAGUUUCUAAUACCUAAAACUUGGGGGACACAAUUCAAGCUUCAGUGAGUUUUGGGGGGACAUAAUUCAAUCCACUAUAGUGGUUAACUUCACUGACUUCUCUGUGAUUGUCAUUUUAUAGUACUUUAUAGUUGUCAAAAAAAAUUUUUUACAUACAUUGACCUAAACAAUCUGUACAGGAACCCUGUGAAGUAGGACAGUUUAUAACGUUUUCACUUUAUGGACAUUGACCCAAGGUUUUGAUAGUUGGCUUGACCAAGGUCACCUACUAGUAAGGUGGAAAUAGGGUUCAAAGUGAGACUUUUGGGUCAGAAGCUUGUCUCAUAAACUACACUAUAUAUUCCUGAAAAUGCCAACGUUGACAACACAAUCUAACUCUUAAAUAAAAUUAUGCUAGUUAAAGUCAAAGUGCAUUCAAAAUAAUGCCUAUAAACUGACUUGUUUGUACUUGUAGAAGUGAUCAGUGACAAUAAAAACACUUUUAAAUGGUUAUAUUUGAUGGAGUUCACAACACAUUAAAGACAAAAAAAAUUCACAUUACAGGAAAUAAAAAAAGAUCUAUUUUAAGCAGCAUCAUAAAAGACGUCUACUAUUUUUCAUUCCUGUUAUUUACCUGUAUAUGUAAAUUUGAUUAGUUAAAAGUCAAAUCUUAUUGGUCCUACAGGGAGAAAUUAAGCAUUCUUGGUCUUAGAAAUUAGGCUUACUGGUAGGCUAUAAGUUUAAAAAACAAUUUAUGUUCAUAGGAACUUUUUGAACUACCCAGUCCACCACAGGAUCACUACAGUGUGACAUAAGUAAAUACUGUCCAUAAUAAUUACUAAAAUUUUUUUCACUUAAGUAAGUUGGACAACCAGCAUUUUAAAAAUUAGGUGCUGGUAAAGAGAGCUUAAUUAAAUACCAUUGUGCCCCUCAGGUCUCAGAAACACUAGUGUUUUAUUUCCUGGCCUCACUGUCCUUGCAGAUGUGGUCUCUGGCCUCUUCCCUUCACAUGCAUGUCUGGUCAUCCUCUUUGCUCAAAUGAAUGCAGCUUUCUCUUUUCACCUGUGGGACUCUAACUCUUCUUGCUCAUUCCCAAGCACCUAUUCCUAAUUUGUUCUCUUUUAAAUCUUUUUUUGGAUACCUUCUUCCUCCAGGCACAAGUGUUCCCAGUGCAACUAGUAUUACUCAUGACGGGCAGAGACAAUCUUUUUCAUAUUUAUGCCCCUAGUAUCCAGUACAGUGCCUGGCACAUUAUGGCACUUCAGAUUAUGUUCGUAGUUGAAAUAGUAUGAUGUGUGCUUGUCAGCUAGGAAAAUUGUACCUCUGUGAUUUAUACUUGAGUUCCAUUCUGGUCAGUGGCACAUGGCUGGCAAAUACUGGAUGAAACUGCAAAAAAACAAGUUCGCUCACACCCUGCGAUGCUAGGCUUUUACCUGAUUGGCUGAGUGCUCCCCAGCAGUUCAGGAACACUGCGAAAAACCCAAGUUUAGGGAAGUAAGGUCCCUGGCAAGCUGAUGCUGCCUAGCAUGGCAAGUCCUGAAUCCUGAGGGCAUAAGUGAGAUCAGCACUUGGAUGAACCUGAUCCCUCUGGUUUAUCACAAAGAAUAGGAUGGGAUAAAUAAGAUAUUUUAAUAGGGUAUACAUUAUAAGGUCCUUGUCUAGUAGAGAACUGCACAGGUAUGCUACCAGGGUUUGAAUGUUGAUAUUUACAAAAUAAAUCUAAAUAUCGUGAGAAGCCUGAUAAUGAGAAAAGCACCAAACGUGAAGUAAGAGCACAUGAAUUCUAGGUGCAAAUGGCUACUCCUUCAGUUUCUGUAAAACAAAUGAUACCAAAGGUUUCUUUCAGUUCUAACAUUCUGUUUCAUAACUGGUUAGUAGUUGUGCUGUUUAAUGUGAUCAUACUAAAAAAAAAAUGAGAAACAGUGGUGGGAUUCUGUUAUCUGAAUACUUGAGAUGCACUUUACUGGAAAUGUAAGCUCUUUGAGGGUAGAGACCAUAUCUUAUUUACUGUUAGUAUCUCAUGCAUUUAGUGUGGUGCACCUGGCACAUGGUAGGCACUCAAUAAAUAUUGAUUAAAAACA
This is a messenger RNA of Cynocephalus volans (Philippine flying lemur), 3663 nucleotides long. RefSeq names its product ADP ribosylation factor like GTPase 1 (gene ARL1). The transcript has 6 exons. The record is from RefSeq and is a predicted model, not a curated record. Bases 166 to 711 code for a protein of 181 amino acids. Gene Ontology annotation, molecular function: GTPase activity; GTP binding. Gene Ontology annotation, cellular component: Golgi apparatus; cytoplasm. Gene Ontology annotation, biological process: intracellular protein transport; vesicle-mediated transport. Lineage: Eukaryota; Metazoa; Chordata; Mammalia; Dermoptera; Cynocephalidae.